Messenger RNA from Hansenula anomala, 375 nucleotides. RefSeq lists its product as uncharacterized. The transcript has a single exon. The record is from RefSeq and is a predicted model, not a curated record. The annotation marks the transcript as partial. NCBI's taxonomy places the organism in Eukaryota, Fungi, Ascomycota, Saccharomycetes, Phaffomycetales, Wickerhamomycetaceae.
UGUAAAAUCUGUGAAAAGGUGAUUAGAAGAGAUAUGUCAAGACAUAUGAGGAUUCAUGAAGAAGUUAGUCGUUUUAGAUGUGUUUAUCCAAGAGGGAAUUGUGCACACAAGACUGGGUUUUUCAAUCGUCAAUAUGAUUUCAAAAAGCAUUUAUUACAUUUCCAUUUUGAAUUUGAUGAUGGUGAAGUUAAAAAAUUCUAUAGUUUGAAUGAGAAACUACCACAUUGGGGGACUUGUACUUGUGGAGUGAGGUUUACAGGUGGUGAUUGGUUAAAUAAUCAUAUUUUGACAAAGGAUCCACAGAAAUUGUGUUCGCAUUUGAAAAGGUUGAAGGAAUUGGAAUCGUCGUCGAUUGUUCCUUCAAGGAAGAUUUAA